UGACAUUCAUUGCAGCACUCUUUUCCGGCAGUGAGAGCAGGAAGCGAAGAGGGCAGGCGAAACCCGACAAGAGCAGAACCGAGAUACCAGAGGAAAAUACUUGUUUAUUUUUGUCUUUAUACGUACCGCUAAGGCUUUAGCCGCAGCCUGCUUGCUGUAAAGUUUUAUACGCGCUGGUUUUCAUUCGUCUACAUUUUAUCUGAAUGAAGUGGAAUGGCUGAAGUGCCGUCUGGGCCUAGUAGCGCAUUGCCUGCAUCCCCGGCUGAAAUGCUACCUUUCGCUGGGAGUGGAUUUGUAGGGUGCGUGGAAUCGGAGGAUCGGGGGUGCGGGCGAGCAGAUACUUCAGCUGCAGUGACAAGACAAUCGCAAACGUGUGAUGGGAAAGGAGCGAAUAAAGCGAACCGGAAUCAUCUGUUUUCCCUUUCGGCAGCCAUGCACUUCCACACACAUACGCAACCGCAGCAGCUGAACGGCUUAAUCGGCAGCACAGAGGACGACCCCCUCGUCAUCCACCAGAACGACGUCCACAGUAACCCUAAUACUCAUCAUCCGGCUCACAGAACGCCAGAGUGCGCAGGAGAGCCCUCGAUGCCCGGCGAGGGUAGGGAAGGCAAUGUAGAGAACAACAAUUUUUGCGACAGAAAUAGUACCGGUCAAGAGUACAACUCGUGUUCAAAAAGCACUUCCUCCCAUUCAAACAACAACAUAAAGAAUAUGCCGACUAUUUCUAGGACUGAUGGCCGCCCAAACCAGCUCGUUGUUGGAGACGGGGUGGUUAGGACUGAUAACCUUACGUCUAUAGACAGAAAGAUAACAGAGGAUGGGGAGGAAGCCGAAGUACGACGGGCCGACGUGGAGUCGGAUACGGGGAACACGCCUGUGUUGGACAUGGAGAGACUAAGCCUAAAUUCUCUGCCCGAUCGAGGAGGGCAGGGCGACGACGACAUCCGAUACGUACGAUACGAGUCGGAGUUGCAGAUGCCAGACAUAAUGAGGCUAAUCACCAAGGACUUGUCCGAGCCCUAUUCCAUUUACACAUACAGGUACUUCAUACACAACUGGCCGCAGCUCUGCUUUCUGGCUAUGGUGCAUAGCGAAUGUGUGGGCGCCAUUGUGUGCAAACUGGACAUGCACAAGAAGAUGUUCCGUCGGGGCUACAUCGCAAUGCUCGCUGUGGACUCCAAGUUUCGCAGGAAAAGCAUUGGUACUAAUUUGGUGAAGAACGCGAUCUAUGCCAUGGUCGACGGCGACUGCGAUGAGGUAGUGCUGGAAACGGAGAUCACCAACAAGUCAGCGCUGAAACUCUACGAGAAUCUGGGCUUUGUGAGGGACAAGCGCCUCUUCCGCUAUUAUUUAAACGGGGUGGAUGCACUACGACUGAAACUGUGGCUGCGCUGAACCCCGACACCUCCACCCCUGCAGUUUUUUUUUCUUUUUUUUUUCUCGCCCUUCUCACCCCACCCAGCCCCCACCGCCACUCUCUCACCAGCCUGGACUCAGGUUCAUGGAACAGAAUUCUUAGCCAACGACAAAUAGAAAAUGGAAGCUAGGAAUUUAAUAAAUAAAAAGACUCAACGCAGACUUGCUAGGUGAGACACUCAGAGUUGCACUGGAGGUCGGGGUCUGUGAAGUUGCCCAUACAGAGUUCAACAUAAAAGACGCAAAAGGUCAUACAAUCAGAUUGAUGUGGGCAGCAGCGGAACAGAUGGGCCCUUUUUACUCCUGAUUUUACAAACUCCAGUAAUAAGAAGAGGGAACUACACAGAAUAUAAAGCAAGUGAUAAGAACAAGAAAAAGUUAAUAUCAUGGAAUUUAUUUUUAAUGCAUUUUUUUCAUUUUUAUCCCUUGAGCUGAAGUGUGUGCGUGAGGGAGGUGAGUAUGCGAGUGUGUGUUUACAGAGAUAUGGGCCAGGUAUUAGUUCCAUUGCAGUGUGUGUGUUUGUUCCUCCGUGUUGAGAUCCCUUUGGAAUGGUGCUCUGUUCUCGCCGUCCUUCUGUCUGCUCUGGUUGAUGCAGUGAGCAUCUUGCGGCCCUAAGAUCGAGGGAGAUUCUACAAAUACUCUGUAAAUGUUCUACUUUUUUGAUGGACAUGACCAAGUAGAAUGAGAAAACUGCAAACACAUUAUUCUGUGUACCGUGGCCAGCUAAUGGAAUGUUUAACAAAACAAAAUCUAAUAGAAUAUUGUUUUGAGGUCACUCUUUGGUGUGCUCCAUAAAUUGUCCUUUGAAUGAAUUUUACUUAAUCAGUGGUGUGGGUUUUUUUCCCUCCUCUUUUUAAUGGUUGGUUGAAAAUGCAUUUAGGAUCAAGGAAGGUUACAUGUCGUACUGAAUCUGGAAUCAAACAGGAACUGUACCAAGUGUCUGCGGCGGUCACUGUCGCUGGGAGGUGGCUGUGGGGUUCCAGCAUCUAUGUUGUUUUAUGGUUGCGUUUGGAUUCUCUACUACCUCUUGAUCUGAUCUUUUCUCCAUGAGAGCAAACAAACAAAUCUCAAAGCAGAGGUGGCCCCUCCUCUUUAAAUUGCCCUGCUCUGUACUGUGCCAUCCUCGCGUUCCCAGUCAGUUUAUGGUGACCUGCUGUGGAAGCAGGAUGCACUACCUUGAAAAGUUCAAGUAUUAAAACUAAGAAGAAAAUAUGUGCACAUGAAUGCAUUCUAAUCCUGGCAAAUAAAAAAAAAAAAAAGAUUA
This is a messenger RNA of Brienomyrus brachyistius, 2683 nucleotides long. RefSeq names its product N-alpha-acetyltransferase 30-like. The record is from RefSeq and is a predicted model, not a curated record. Bases 214 to 1398 code for a protein of 394 amino acids. Gene Ontology annotation, molecular function: protein-N-terminal amino-acid acetyltransferase activity. Gene Ontology annotation, cellular component: NatC complex. Lineage: Eukaryota; Metazoa; Chordata; Actinopteri; Osteoglossiformes; Mormyridae. The transcript is spliced from 4 exons. Gene Ontology annotation, biological process: N-terminal peptidyl-methionine acetylation.